AAUGGCUGAACCAUGAUGUCAGUGCUUCGAAUUGCGAUGUUUAAGGAGAGAGAAUCAAAAAUGCCUCCCCCGACAUUCCGUACUCUCUCUCACUUACUCAGAGGUCGGUUCGGAGCGAUUUGCAAUGGCGAGUGAGUCCGACAACCUGACCAGAGAACAGUACGUGUACAUGGCGAAGCUAGCCGACGACGUGGAGCGCUACGAAGAGAUGAUCCAGUUCAUAGAGAAGCUCGUGAUCGGCUGCACCGCCGCCGGAGGCGAUCUGACCGAGGAGGAGCGGAAUCUCCUAUCCAUCGCCUACAAGAACGUUGUCGGCCCCCUCCGCGCCGCCUGGCGGACCAUCUCCAAGAUCGAGCAGAAGGAAGAGGGCCGCAAGAGCGACGACCGCGUUGUCCUCGUCAAGGACUACAGAUCCAAGGUCGAAUCCGAGCUCUCGCAGGCCUGCGCCGGGCUUUUCAUGCUCUUGGACUCGCAUCUGAUUCCCUCCGCCUCCUCGAGUGUGUCCAAGGUGUUUUACUUGCGGAUGAAGGGGGAUUACCAGCGGUACCUGGCGGAACUCAAGGUUGGGGCCGAGAGGAAGGAAGCUGCUGAGAAAACUGUGCUCUCCUACAAGGCUGCUCAGGAUGUUGCUCGUGCCGAUCUUCAUCCAGCUCACCCUAUUAGGUUGGAAUUAGCUCUCAACUUCUCAGUUUUCUACUAUGAGAUUUUAAAUGCACCGGAGAAAGCUUGUGGCAUUGCUAGACAGGCCUUUAGGGAAGCUACUGAUCGGCUGGACGCUGCGGCUAUAGAGUCUUUCAGGGACAGCCCUUUUUACGUGCAAGUGCUGAGGGACAAUGUCACCCGUUGGACCUCAGAUAUGCCGGUAAGUUGACAUUGCGAGUAGGUGGGAUUUAUUCAUUUUAAGUAAGAUUAUAUAGACCUUUUUUUUUGUGGGUAAAUAUAUAGGAUUAGCUUAUAGUCUUGCUGUUCAUUUUGAAGAGCCGUUUACAUCACCUCUCUCCCCCCAGGUUUAUAGUACAUAGAAUUCAAUAUAGAGAUAUAGGCAUAGAAGCUGAAAAUGUUGUCCUGGAAACCCUCAAACAGUUUUUUUU
Molecule: messenger RNA, 1091 nt
Organism: Diospyros lotus (date-plum)
Lineage: Eukaryota; Viridiplantae; Streptophyta; Magnoliopsida; Ericales; Ebenaceae
Product: 14-3-3 protein 1-like
Exons: 3
Coding region: 125-871 (248 amino acids)
Biological process (GO): signal transduction
Cellular component (GO): cytoplasm
Source: RefSeq, a predicted model, not a curated record